AUGACCAGCGAACGCCAGUGCAAUAAAUUCCGAAUAUAUCGUAUUGUGAUCCGUCCAACAGCUAUGGUAGUGAAUGUUGGCCAAGUACACGAAAUGAGGAACACAAGCUUAGUGUCAUGGAGAAAGAAUGAUACGGUGAACAUGGGUAUCACCUUGCUGGAUCACAUCUGUAAUGACACAAUUCAGGCUAGCAUGAAUUUUGCUCCCAUCACCAAAAAGCUGCAGGAAAAACGACUGCGAUGA
Strongylus vulgaris is the source of this 243-nucleotide messenger RNA. Lineage: Eukaryota; Metazoa; Nematoda; Chromadorea; Rhabditida; Strongylidae. The record is from the annotation of a GenBank genome assembly.